Molecule: messenger RNA, 1092 nt
Organism: Culex quinquefasciatus (southern house mosquito)
Lineage: Eukaryota; Metazoa; Arthropoda; Insecta; Diptera; Culicidae
Exons: 3
Coding region: 107-949 (280 amino acids)
Source: RefSeq, a predicted model, not a curated record
CCGUCAGUCACCGCGGACAGGUACCCCGGUGAUUUUUUUUUUUCGCGAGUGAGUUCGGUUUCAGCAAUUUCGAAGUUCGCCACUUUUUCAACUGCCUGCCAGUGCCAUGUACGUCGGAACCAGCGGCAUAAUUGGCACUCUGGUGGCGGUGGUCCUUUUGGCACCCCAGGAUAGCUGCGUGGUGGCCACCCUUGUGCCACGUCCCCAACCGCCGGCGUACUCGUACGACGGGUUUGGGGCGGGAUUCAACGGUGGCGGAGCGGUUGGAGGGGGGUCCAGCCAGGGAUACCUGGGGCUGGGAUCGGUUGGAGGUGGCGGACAACCCGCGAUAGUGUUCCCCGGACCGAACGAUAAAACCAGUGCCUUUUUUGGAUUGCUGAAGCUGCCAUACAUCCUCUGCUACUUUGCGGCCCGCGGCGAGUGGCCCCAGUACCCGCCGCACCUGCAGGGCGCCGUCCUCGAUCUGGGCCGGCACGUGUUCGCCAUGAACGACUACGGGCUGCGGAACUACUGCAGCAAGCACUACCCGGUCAACCUGUGCCACCGGCCGUGCUGCUCGUACCCAGUAUUUCCAGUCUUGAUCCGACCCGACACCGCAUACGGCUUCGCGGAUAUGCCGGCCUAUCCAAACCGCAAGGUUUCGAAACGUCCGCCGGGAAAGAAGCCGAGUAAUGACGACGUGGAAGUUCUCGAGGACGCUCCACCAGCCGAGGGGGAAGAGGAGGAAGCCCCUGCCGACGAGGGUGCCGAGGGGGAAGGCGAGGAGGAGGCGAACUCGGAACGGCUGAAAAUGCCCCGCAAAUCGGCCAUCAACGGGUUGGAGGACAGGAUUUCCUUCGUGCCGCUGCGGACCACCAAGGCCCGGAAGCUGGACGACGCUGGCCGUGCUGCCGGGGUCAGUGGCAAGAUUCAGCUGCCCGGCAGUGUUGCCAGUGGGGUGCCGAAGUGAAGUUUUGAAUUUGGUUGACAAGAGUUCAAAUUUAAUUGUCGCGAUAUUGAAAUAUUGAAAACUGCACUGACAAUAUGUACCUAGAACACACUCUACUUUAAAAACUAUUAGUUAAUAAAAGUUUGUUUUAUUCCUCACAGUCA